GGCCGCCCUGGGAAUCGUCGGCCGCCACCGCCCAGCCCGCACCCGCUGGCCCCCCAGUGCUUGGGCACCUGUUGGAAGCGCAGAGACAGGGGUGCUGCAUGAGGGGCCGCAGGGGCGACCGCAUGACCAUCAACAUUCAGGAGCACAUGGCCAUCAACGUGUGCCCGGGGCCCAUCCGGCCCAUCCGCCAGAUCUCUGACUACUUCCCCCGCCGGGGAACAGGACCCGAAGGGGGUGGUGGGGGCUUCGGAGAGGCCCCUGCUCGUCUGGCCCCCCUGGCCCUGGCACCCCCUGCAGCCCUCCUUGGGGCCACCACACCUGAGGAUGGAGCGGAGGUGGACAGCUAUGACUCGGAUGAUACCACCGCCUUGGGCACGCUGGAGUUUGACCUUCUCUACGACCAGACUUCCUGCACUUUGCACUGUAGUAUCCUCAGGGCCAAGGGCCUCAAGCCCAUGGAUUUCAAUGGCCUGGCUGACCCCUACGUCAAGCUGCACCUGCUGCCUGGAGCCUGCAAGGCCAAUAAGCUAAAAACUAAGACUCAGAGGAACACGCUGAAUCCCGUGUGGAACGAGGACCUGACGUACAGCGGGAUCACGGAUGAUGACAUCACCCACAAGGUGCUCAGGAUCUCUGUCUGUGAUGAAGACAAGCUGAGCCACAACGAGUUCAUCGGGGAGAUCCGUGUACCCCUCCGCCGCCUCAAGCCUUCACAGAAAAAGCAUUUUAACAUCUGCCUUGAGCGCCAGGUCCCGCUGGCUUCACCCUCUUCCAUGUCUGCAGCACUGAGGGGCAUCUCCUGUUACCUGAAGGAGCUGGAGCAGGCGGGGCAGGGGCCUGGGCUGCUGGAAGAGCGCGGGCGCAUCCUGCUGAGCCUGAGCUACAGCUCUCGGCGCCGCGGGCUGCUGGUGGGCAUCGUGCGCUGCGCCCACCUGGCUGCCAUGGACGUCAACGGCUACUCCGACCCCUACGUCAAGACAUACCUGAGGCCGGAUGUGGAUAAGAAAUCCAAGCAUAAAACAUGUGUGAAGAAGAAGACUCUCAACCCGGAAUUUAAUGAGGAGUUCUUCUACGAGAUGGAGCUCUCCACUCUGGCCACCAAGACUCUGGAAGUCACAGUCUGGGACUAUGACAUUGGCAAAUCCAACGACUUCAUCGGUGGCGUAUCCCUGGGGCCAGGCGCCCGGGGGGAGGCCCGGAAGCACUGGAGCGACUGUCUGCAGCAGCCGGACGCGGCCCUGGAGCGCUGGCACGCCUUGACCAGCCAGCUGCCCCCGGCGGCCACAGCCUUGCCCUCCGCCUAA
Messenger RNA from Hippopotamus amphibius kiboko, 1304 nucleotides. RefSeq names its product double C2 domain alpha (gene DOC2A). Gene Ontology annotation, cellular component: membrane. Lineage: Eukaryota; Metazoa; Chordata; Mammalia; Artiodactyla; Hippopotamidae. The record is from RefSeq and is a predicted model, not a curated record. The coding region runs from base 99 to 1304 and encodes 401 amino acids. The transcript is spliced from 11 exons.